Molecule: messenger RNA, 832 nt
Organism: Pleuronectes platessa (European plaice)
Lineage: Eukaryota; Metazoa; Chordata; Actinopteri; Pleuronectiformes; Pleuronectidae
Gene: ift27
Product: intraflagellar transport 27 homolog (Chlamydomonas)
Exons: 7
Coding region: 99-713 (204 amino acids)
Cellular component (GO): Golgi apparatus
Molecular function (GO): GTPase activity; GTP binding
Source: RefSeq, a predicted model, not a curated record
UGGUUGCUAAGAGACGCGCUGUGUGGAUGUUGCCGAGGCGGAAGUAGAAUUCUCCAGAAUCUGAACGUGUGAAUUAAUUUGUGUAUUUAACGUUUUUAAUGAAGCCAGCGCGUUGGAUCACAUUGUGUGGUCGUUGUUGUAGCGUCAUGGUGAAGCUGAGGGCAAGAUGUCUGCUCGUCGGAGAUGCUGCCGUGGGGAAAAGUGCCCUCUCCCAUGUGUUCCACAGUGAUGGUACCCUCUUCCAGAAGAACUACAGCAUGACGACCGGAGUGGAGCUACUGGUAAAAUGUGUGAACAUCCCAGAGACCAGUGACAGUGUGGAGCUCUACAUCACCGACUCUGCAGGGAAGGAGACGUUAGUGGAAGCCUGCGAGAAAAUGUGGGGGGAGCCAUCUCUGCUGUGCCUGGUUUUCGACCUGACCAGCGAACAGUCGUUUGCCAACUGCAGCCGCUGGAUGGAGAGAGUGCGUGGUCACGUCCAGGGUCUCCAGGUUCCAGGCGUGCUGGUGGGCAACAAGUCCGACCUGUCCGCUCGAAGGGAGGUGCAGACAGCCGUGGCCCAGGACUGGGCCCAGAGCCAGGGGUUGGAUUACCACGAGACAUCAGCCAGGGAGAUGGAGAAUUGUGACGCUCCGCUCCUCAGCUUAGCCCGAACCUUCCAGUCUCUCUACCAAGAACGUCUGGAGAACAUCCAGAACCUGAGUCCAGGCUAGACCCGUCCCCCCCGCUCACACACGCACAUACACACCUUGACUUUUUCGACCAAUAGGAAAGAAGGCACGAUGUUUCAAGUCAUCAAACCUCAUCAGCUUUGUGGAUAAUAAAUGUGAAG